AAGUAAACAGACAGAUGACAUACACUGUCAUGAGUUUACACGUUUUUUUCCCCCUCCAUCUUCACGCAUGCUCAGUGUCUCUGUUCGGCUGAUUCACAUCAGCAGCGGCGCCGGAGAUCAGCCGGUCCGACAGCACAUGGAUUCCCAGUGAGAAGAGCGAGCACUCCGGCCAGGGGGUGUACAAGGCGCGUGAGGUGUGAUGGCGCUGAGCUCCGAGGCCUGUGUCUCUGGCUCAGGAGGAGAGUCCUCCGGCAGUGAGGCGGGUUCUAGUUGUCUUCAGUUUGGGGUUCGUUCCUAUCUGCACCACUUCUACGAGGAGUGCUCGUCCUCCAUGUGGGAGAGAGACCCGGAGGAUCGAGGGUUCGUCCAGAGCCAGAGGUCGGCCCUGUGGUGGAACUCAGCCAUAUGGAAGGUGUCCUUGGCCCUGGGUCUCCUGAUCCUGACUGCAGGUAUCGCCAGCCUGUCAGUCGGUUAUUCCACCCCCCACAAAAUUGAGUCAUUUGGGGAGGGAGACCUGUUCUUCGUGGACACCCAAGCCGUGAGCUUCAACAGGGGGUUGCACCUCAGCACAGCGGCCGGGAUCGGGCUCUCCUGUCUGGGCUCGGCCCUGGCGGCGAUGGGGGCUAUGGUUUGGAUCCUCCCCAGGGCCAACCUCAAAGAGAGGCUGUUCCACAGACCGAGGGGAGGGGAGCGGAGAGGAGAGUCGGAAGCCAAGUGGAGAGCUCCAGGGGAUGUGGUCACUAAGCCACCAGGCACAGAGGAAGAGAAGAUUCCCGUCACACUGUCCAAAGUGGAAAAUGUGCAACCCACUUCUUAAAAAAAGAUCCUGCUGAGCUAUGUGGUGUACAGGCUGCCGUUCUAGUGCUGGGGCCUCAGUCUUACUGAUUGGGUUUAUUUUUGUUUUUUAUAAGUUUUUAAGAAAACAGAUGUCAUUUUAGCAUGCAAAUGAUUCAAAUGAGGGUGGGUUUUUUUUCAGACAUAAAGGUCUGAACACUGAACAGAACAGGAUUCAAAAAGACAUAAUUUUGUGGUGAUGUCAAGAAGUCAUGUAGUUAAAGGCAGGACUACUGAUGAGGCGUUUCAGGCACUUGAGCAGCAGCCUAACAUGUCUGCUCUAAUAUGUAUUUAUCUUAUCUCUGUCUCUCAUCUCACACUGCAGGAUCAGGAUAUAGUUGUUGAUGGUGGACUGUGUUCGUGCAGUGCACUCUUGUUGUAUUUGAAAAUUACAAUGAGUAAUGUCCGCCUCAACACUCAGAGAAAGCUGAAUGCUGAGGAUAGAAAAUUUGAUGUAUUAACCUCCCUUUCUCAACAGUGUUUGUUGUAUUUUUCCUCUGUAUUUUUUAUCAGUCAUUUUUUUUUUUAAUUGGUAGCACCAGUAGUUAGACAAGGUGUUAAUGAAUAGAUCACGUAGAAACACUGUGUAUACAUGCACGCACAUCAACACACGCGCAGAUCACAGGACAUUCAGAGAGGUGCUCACCUGCAAAACAGGCCGAGGGUGAAAAGAAUCACUAAUAAUUUUGUGUCUCCGGUUUUCACAUGUUUGCACUGAUGCUCAUGUGUUGAGCACAUGCACAGUCGCAUGCACUUCACCCAGCCUCACCCUCACACCCACACACAUGCACAAAUUCGUGCUCCAUUGACAAUAUCACCUAUUUUCUCCCCACUGUAAUCUGGCUCCUUAAUUGCCUGCAAUCUGUGUCUCCAGGCAACAGUUGGGCUUCAAGUGCUCUAUUUUCAACUCCGAACAAAGACUCUUUUCUGAUUGGCCCGGCACUCCCCCUCUCUUUAUUUUCUCACACCAAUCAGAUUUUUUGUUCACAGUCAUACGCAGUAGUAGAGAGUAAGUGUUGAAGCGCCGAGGUGAGUGAAUUUGCACGGGCACCUUAGAGGCUACUUGUUUGAUCAGGUCCUCCAGUUUAGUUAAAUUAGUUUGAAUAAUAGAGCGUACACAUUAGAAAAAAAGCAAAGAUAAAAAUAAUCAUGAUAGUUUUACUGCACCGAUUCAGCUGGAUGUUAUUAUUGAUGUUUCAUUGUUUCAUUGUGUUUUUGGCUAUGAUGAAGAUAAUGGAAUAAAAAGAGGAUCGAGUGUCAAAAUAAAUGACCAAAAUAAAGUUGUGAUCUGCAUACCUCAA
Acanthopagrus latus (yellowfin seabream) is the source of this 2135-nucleotide messenger RNA. It is a transcript of the gene nrsn1l, whose product is annotated as neurensin 1-like. Lineage: Eukaryota; Metazoa; Chordata; Actinopteri; Spariformes; Sparidae. Gene Ontology annotation, cellular component: neuron projection; transport vesicle; neuronal cell body. The transcript has 4 exons. Gene Ontology annotation, biological process: nervous system development. The record is from RefSeq and is a predicted model, not a curated record. The coding region runs from base 200 to 817 and encodes 205 amino acids.